Molecule: messenger RNA, 705 nt
Organism: Bombus terrestris (buff-tailed bumblebee)
Lineage: Eukaryota; Metazoa; Arthropoda; Insecta; Hymenoptera; Apidae
Product: Sjoegren syndrome nuclear autoantigen 1 homolog
Exons: 3
Coding region: 340-666 (108 amino acids)
Cellular component (GO): ciliary basal body; centrosome
Source: RefSeq, a predicted model, not a curated record
UAACAAUUGCGCAUGCGUCGAAAGUGGUGUAUUAUAAACUCCGCGCCAAAAACUGAAACCUUCGUUUAGAUUCGUAUAUGUAUGUUAAUUGUAUAAGCAUAAAUUAUUGGUAAAUUUUUUAAUAGAAAAAUAAUUUUUUGUUGGGUGCUGUAAAAAUAUUGUAAUUGUAUAAUUUGUGCAUGGAGGGUUUGAAAUGUCUCAACACGGUGCUGCUUUGCAAACUUAUAAUCAAGAACUUGUAAAGUGUAAAUUUAUAUUUAUUUAUUUGUAAUCAAUGUAAUUAAUACGAUAUGUUUGUUUUAUUAUUAUUUUAUAUUCAAAUACGAACAUAAAGUAGAAAUGAAUUUUAAUAUAAUAUUAAAUGGUUUAGAAGAGAUGAAAUUAAGGCGUACAGAGUUACAAGCGGAAAUUGAAUCUCAGGAAGAAGAAAAAAAUCAUUUGCAAAGAGAAAUAGAAAAGUUGUCUUAUAAAUUAACACGUCUAAAUGAUAGUUUAACUAAAAAGAUAGCAGUCAGAAAUGAAUAUGAUAGAACUAUUACAGAUACAGAAACAGCAUAUGUAAAGAUUUUGGAAAGUUCACAACUUUUAUUAAAUAUGAUCAAGAGAGAAGCUACAAAUUUAGACCAAACAUUAGUUAAAGCUAACAUGGACAAGCAACAGUGUUAAUGAUAAAUGUAAAAUAAAAAUUAAACAAAAUGGAGAACA